UGCUGCCGGCUCCACACGACAGCUAACCGCCGCCUGCCUGCCUGCCUGCAGCUUCUGCAAGGAGACCAAGGCUCCCCUUUACCUGCACAAUUGCUCGUGUGAAUUCACAAGCAGCUAAUUCCGUUUCUGGCGGCUAGUUCAACAAACGGCAGGAGAGAAAUAAUUGCAGCUCAAUCUUCUCGGGAAUCCUUCGACUGAAAAACAUCCACCAUCGCACGUACUUCAACAAGGCGUCGCAGGCAGCCGUCAGUUGCGGGGGACCCCACGGGCUCACACACGCACGUGGAGUAUGCUCGCUCGGGAACCCGGCGCGGGCCUUCAGGGACCGUGAUGAGUGGCAAAGGCCAGUGAAGCAACAACCCCCGCAAAGCCUUCAAGCUCUGCAACAUGAACUGACCAGGCAACCGACCCCGACCAGAUCCUCAUCCCGAAUCGAAGACAAAAGUAAUGCCUUUUGAGCGAGAGAUGAACGAGCCUAGAACUGUCGAGAGGAAUCGCAAUGCGGCUGCAGGGAUGAGGCUCGUAUCUCGCUGGAUCUUACUGCCAACCAGUAAAGCGCGCCACUGUAAGGAAAGGCAGGGUCACUUUGACAAGUUGACAUUGAAUCCAUCAAUGCCGACAAAUGGAAACACAACUGCACUUUAAGGGACGAUCGAUAAAAAAUUCAGUCAAUAAAUAACCACUGAGGCUUUGACGUCUGAGAAGAAGCGGUUUUGAUUAUGGAAGCUCGCCUCGUGUCACGGGGAUUACUGUUUUCUAAUGAAACUAAAAUGAAUGAUUCCAACUACUGCAAUGAAACCAGCAACUGUGGCCACAUCAUUGAAAACCAAAGUGGCGGGCAAUUUUAUAUUAUCAACCUCUUUCUAUCGUGUUUAUAUACAAUUUUUCUAUUCCCCAUUGGCUUCAUUGGGAACGGCCUGAUCUUGGUGGUCAACCUGAACCACCAUAGGAAGAUGACCAUCCCCGACCUGUACUUUGUCAACCUGGCCGUGGCAGAUCUCAUCCUGGUGGCCGACUCCCUCAUCGAGGUCUUCAACCUGAACGACAAAUACUACGACAUAGCCAUCCUGUGCACCUUCAUGUCUCUCUUCCUGCAGAUCAACAUGUACAGCAGCAUCUUCUUCCUCACCUGGAUGAGCUUCGACCGCUACCUCGCCCUGGCACAGUCCAUGAAGACCACCACGCUGCGGACCCUCCAGCACGCCAAGUGGAGCUGCGGUUUGAUCUGGCUGGCGUCCAUCCUGGCCGCGCUGCUGCCCUUCGCCGUGGUGCAAGCCCACCACACCGGCGAGGUUCACUUCUGCUUUGCGGACGUGACCGAGAUCCAGUGGCUGGAAGUCACCCUGGGCUUUGUCCUCCCGUUCUUCAUCAUCGGACUCUGCUACUCGCGGAUCGUCCGGAUCCUCACCACGGCUCAGAAACACAAUCGCAUUUGGCCGAGGCGCCAGAAGGCCCUUCGCAUGAUCGUAGUGGCCGUUCUGGUCUUCUUCAUAUGUUGGUUGCCAGAAAACGUCUUCAUUAGUUUCCAGCUCCUGCUGGCCACCAAGGACCCCUCGGUCUCCCUGAAGGACUGGCUGGGCCAUUACUACCCACUCACCCGGCACAUGGUCAACCUGGCUGCUUUCUCCAACAGCUGCCUCAACCCCAUCAUCUACAGCUUCCUCGGGGAGACCUUCAGAGACAAGCUCCGCUUGUACAUGAAACGCAAGGCCAGCGUCUCCACCGUGUACCGGCUCUGCAACAACACCCUCAACUGGAACAUUCCCGUCGCCACGGAGGAAUCUUUUGCAUAGCGGACUAGAUCCUCGCAAGGUAGACAAAAGUGCUGGGGAAACUCAGCAGGUGCAGCAGCAGCUAUGGAGCGAAGGAAAUGGGCAACGUUUCGGGCCGAAACCCUUCUUCAGACUGAUGAAGACUAUCCUCGCAAGCACAGGCCACUGAGAAAAAGCCUCGACUCACAUCUGACCUUCUUUUGGCUGAGAGAUGCGUUUGGCCUGGUCGCUGAAAGUAGCGUUUCCAGAAUUAUCAAACUCAAAGAGAAUGAAAGGAAGGGCAAUAAUGGAACUCAACAUGAAAUGACUAAACUGCCUCUUAACAAUCAAAACUGUUUCCAUGGCUGGUGGCAAUUGCUUGCUUGGACAGCUGUAUUUAUUGCUUCAUUAUACAGAAAGUAUCAAACGGCACUUGACAAUGCGACUUACUUGAGGCAUGGUAUUUAAUGCACAAUUAUACUGAAUAAAGUUAUUAUAGUUAAUAAAAUACACCUUUUCCCAAACCGAAA
Molecule: messenger RNA, 2281 nt
Organism: Amblyraja radiata (thorny skate)
Lineage: Eukaryota; Metazoa; Chordata; Chondrichthyes; Rajiformes; Rajidae
Gene: gper1
Product: G protein-coupled estrogen receptor 1
Exons: 2
Coding region: 720-1793 (357 amino acids)
Biological process (GO): G protein-coupled receptor signaling pathway
Cellular component (GO): membrane
Molecular function (GO): G protein-coupled receptor activity
Source: RefSeq, a predicted model, not a curated record